Molecule: messenger RNA, 908 nt
Organism: Merops nubicus (carmine bee-eater)
Lineage: Eukaryota; Metazoa; Chordata; Aves; Coraciiformes; Meropidae
Gene: JMJD7
Product: jumonji domain containing 7
Exons: 7
Molecular function (GO): 2-oxoglutarate-dependent dioxygenase activity
Source: RefSeq, a predicted model, not a curated record
AGCUGGGGGGGAUGGAGACCAUACCCUAUCUUGAUAGACCUCCAUCCCCACUGGAGUUUUAUCGGGAAUGGGUGAGUCCGAAUAAGCCUUGUAUAAUUCAGAAUGCCAUCAGCCACUGGCCAGCUCUGAAGAAAUGGACCUCAGCGUACCUCAGGCAGGUGGUGGGCCCCAAGGUGGUGAGCGUGGCAGUGACACCCAAUGGUUAUGCAGAUGCGGUGUUUCAGGGCCGUUUCGUCAUGCCAGAGGAGCGCCAGAUGCCUUUCAUGGACUUCUUGGACAUUGUGGAGAAGAAAGUGACCUCUCCCAACGUAUUCUACGUGCAGAAGCAGUGCUCUAACCUCACCGAGGAGUUCCCUGAGCUGCUCUGUGAUGUGCAGCCCGACAUACCGUGGAUGAGUGAGGCACUUGGGAAGAAGCCUGAUGCUGUGAAUUUCUGGCUUGGGGAGUCAGCUGCCGUGACAUCUUUACAUAAAGAUCAUUAUGAGAACUUGUACUGCGUGAUAUCUGGAGAGAAACAUUUUCUGCUGCACCCUCCGAGUGACCGUCCCUUCAUCCCAUAUGAGCUCUAUCAGCCAGCAACCUACCAGGUAUCAGAAGAUGGCUCCUUUGAAAUUGUGGAUGAGAAGGAUGCAGAUAAGGUGCCCUGGAUCCCCCUGGACCCCUUGAAUCCAAAUCUGGAGCAGUAUCCAGAGUACUCUCAGGCACAAGCUCUGCAGUGCACCGUGAGAGCGGGGGAGAUGUUGUACCUGCCUUCUCUCUGGUUCCACCAUGUCCAGCAGUCACACGGCUGCAUGGCAGUGAACUAUUGGUACGACAUGGAAUAUGACCUCAAGUACAGCUAUUACCAACUACUGGAUGGGCUCACAGAUGCCAUGAAGGUGUUAUAGCAGCAAUGGGAGACUCCAGCU